Messenger RNA from Chrysemys picta bellii (western painted turtle), 423 nucleotides. RefSeq names its product olfactory receptor 5I1-like. Gene Ontology annotation, cellular component: membrane. The record is from RefSeq and is a predicted model, not a curated record. Gene Ontology annotation, molecular function: odorant binding; olfactory receptor activity; G protein-coupled receptor activity. Lineage: Eukaryota; Metazoa; Chordata; Testudines; Emydidae. Gene Ontology annotation, biological process: G protein-coupled receptor signaling pathway.
AUGACUGAAUUUAUUAUCCUGGGACUUUCCAAUAACCUGCAGAUGCAGAUUUUUCUCUUCCUGGUGUUUUUAGUUGUCUACCUAGUCACGCUUUUGGCAAACAUGGUGAUCAUGGUGGUGAUAAGGUCUGAUCCUCACCUUCACACCCCAAUGUACUUCUUCCUGUCUCAUUUAUCCUUUGUUGAUAUCUGCUAUUUCUCAGCCAUUGUCCCUCAUAUGUUGGUGCAUUUCCUAGCAGAGCACAAAACCAUUUCUGUCAAUAUCUGCAUUGAACAGAUGUUCUUCUUUUUUCUACUAGCUGCUACUGAAAUUUGUAUUCUCUCAGCGAUGGCUUAUGAUCACUACGCUGCCAUCUGUGACCCACUGCGUUACAUGAACACAGUGAGCACAAGGACCUGUGUUCAGCUGGAGAGUGGUGCAUAG